AGGAAUCACCAAUAUUUAAAUAUGGGUUUAAAUCGGUCUGGGUUGUUCUAGAAACCUGUCAACGCGUUCGGUUUCAUCAUUUAAACAUAUUCUCCUUCCAGUUGUUUCUUUCUUCAACCGAGAUAUUCGAUUUCGUAUCUCUCUCUCAUUCAUCGUGUAGAUUUAACAUUCAUGGCUUUGAAUCCUCAACUGUUCCCAAAUGGAAUGCCAGUUCCUUUCAUCAACGAGGUCUUCGUAUUGGCUAGAGACGGCGUCGAAUUCGACGUCGACAAGAUUCCUACCGCUGGAAGUCACGGGGGUCAUCUCAAAGCAAAGGGGAUAAUCUAUUUGUCAAAUAUACGGAUGGUUUUCGUUGCUAAAAAUCCUGUUGACGGCCUUUAUGCUUUUGAUAUGCCUUUGCUGUACAUCAAUCGUGAAAAAUUUAACCAACCUAUAUUUCACUGCAACAAUAUUUCUGGACUUGUUGAUCCCGUAGUCCCAGAUGACCAACACAGAGCACUUUACUCAACACACUCAUUUAAGAUCCUAUUCAAAGAGGGAGGGUGUGGAACCUUCAUUCCACUUUUCUUCACUUUGAUUGCUUCAGUGAGACAGUAUAAUCAACAGUAUAGUCAACGUGCUAAUGUGCCGACAGAAUCUCGUGUGGAUCCGUUGCAGGCAUCUCAGACUCCUGUCGAUGAGAUGAUGAGACAUGCGUAUGUUGAUCCUAAUGAUCCAACAAGAAUAUUUCUGCAGCAACCAAAUGCUGAUUCUCAGCUUAGGCGCCGAACAUAUCAGCCACAGGCAGAUGGAGGCCAUGUUUGAUUCGGAAAUUGCACUAUCCUCACCUUUUAAUGCAAGAUAUGUUUAUAUGGAUAUUGUGUAUUGAUAUGAAAAUAAAUAAAAAUCAUGAGGGAACUAUUUCUCAUGUAUGAUUAGCAACUAAUAUUUUAUUUGUAAAAAUAUUUUGGUAUCUUUUUAUAAUGUUAAUCUUUUUUUUAGACAACA
Trifolium pratense (red clover) is the source of this 987-nucleotide messenger RNA. Its product is annotated as UPF0664 stress-induced protein C29B12.11c. Gene Ontology annotation, molecular function: transcription coactivator activity; chromatin DNA binding. Lineage: Eukaryota; Viridiplantae; Streptophyta; Magnoliopsida; Fabales; Fabaceae. Gene Ontology annotation, cellular component: nucleus. The record is from RefSeq and is a predicted model, not a curated record. Bases 172 to 804 code for a protein of 210 amino acids. The transcript is spliced from 5 exons. Gene Ontology annotation, biological process: positive regulation of DNA-templated transcription.